Molecule: messenger RNA, 1272 nt
Organism: Laccaria bicolor S238N-H82
Lineage: Eukaryota; Fungi; Basidiomycota; Agaricomycetes; Agaricales; Hydnangiaceae
Exons: 9
Coding region: 1-1272 (423 amino acids)
Source: RefSeq, a predicted model, not a curated record
AUGCCCACUGAUAAAACAAGACCGAUGGACAGCGGGGACGGAAAGCUCUUCAGGAAAUCUUUCACCGAAGAUGGGAGGGGUGAAACAAAGCCGAUCCCUGAAGUGAAAUCGGGAGCUCGUUACAUAUACUAUCGAUUAUAUACAAAAGAUGGUCCACUCGAAUCGAACCACCCUAUCUACUCUAACGACCGCUUUAUCAGCCGGAUCGCGUCAACAUUAGUGAGACCCCCUCAGACCGCUGCCUCUCUGACGAGGUAUCUUUGCAAGAUUGAGGGUUUAAACCACCGAAGUGGCGUUUUGUAUCAAUCACUUUCGGAUACUGCAGCCCUAGACGACGCAACUCGCCUCUUGUUUCGAGGGACAUCUGGACCAGGCCCAUCUGAUGUAGAUCCAGUGGCGCUAAUUGUUGACACACGCUCUGCGGAGAAGAGAUCACCAGCGUCGAGUUCAGCUGAAUCGCAAGAAUUAUUAGAAUGGAAAUUUCAACAACAUUACGUGUACUAUCGCAUCUACGACGAUGAUGGCGGGACUGUCCCAAAAACCGCUUUUGCGGAGAACAAUCCCUCUUUGGGCCGUCUCAACACUCUUUCUGUGCCCCCACCUCACGCUGUGUCUUCCUUGAAGAAUUGCAUUAUGAAAGUUGAAGAUCCAUCAGGCAACAACGUUCAACUAUUUGAGGAUGAGAGCAGCGAGUCUGCCAUGAAUGACAGUGAUGCGAUUACUGUUCUCUCUGAUACUUUCCCAGGAUGGAUGGAAGACCAACCUAUAGCGAUUACAUAUGACUCAGGAACGACAAUUGGUUCAGCUGACAACGAGAAUCCGCCCGACAUUCAGAUACGAGAACUGAGGGAAGCAUUGGCACAGAGCAUAAAAGAACUUGAAGAAGCAAACCGAACACACGCACGUGAGCUCGCUGAGGUGAGAGAAGGAUGGAAUAUAGCGAAAGAGACACACGAGCGCGAGAUAAAUGAAGCCCUAUCCACAAUACAUCAACUUCAAGAGCAGUUGGAAGUACGAUCAGACUUCCCAAAGAAAAUCAAAACAACGACUACUUUGGAUGAUGGGAUGAAAGAUGCCAAAUGGCACUCAAUAAAACCGGGGGAGAUUUUCUACACAGAUGGUAUUUCCAGACAAGAAACGUUUGCCGGCGGCUCCUAUCUCAAUGCAUGCUACCUGGCGAUGAACUCUUUUGGAAAACAGGCUUUUGUUGAUGCUCGUGAUUACAACAUGCAUCUUGCAACUUUAUUUCUGACCCGAACUCUUUCUUACUAG